Dermacentor albipictus is the source of this 1290-nucleotide messenger RNA. RefSeq names its product larval/pupal cuticle protein H1C-like. Lineage: Eukaryota; Metazoa; Arthropoda; Arachnida; Ixodida; Ixodidae. The record is from RefSeq and is a predicted model, not a curated record.
GGAAUCACAGAGAGCUUCCACACCCGAAGCCAAUGUCUUCCGAUCGAUUCCCCUUUCCUCCGGCCCAUCUUGCAGAGUAUAAAAACACGGCAUGGGCAACGGUAGCGGCAGUCUAGAAGCUUUUCGUCUUCAUCACACCCGCACUCAAGAGCCAACCAUGAUUCGGGCCAUCGUCUUGCUUACCUUCGCCUCCUACGCCUCCGCCGCUGGAAGCCUUGGCUACGGCCUUGGCCUUAGCCACUAUGGCCUGGCUCAUGGAAUUGGCUACUCCGGCUUGACCGGCUACGGGCUCGGCUAUGCUCCUGCAGUGGCGCGCACAUACGCCGCCUAUCAUGCCGCUCCAGCUGUUGCUGCCGUUCACCAUGCCCCUGCUGUGGCUACCGUUGCCCACGCCGCCCCAGCCGUGGCAUACGCCGCUCCAGCGGUGACCAGCGUUUACCGGUCUGCGCCAGUCGUGGCUGCCGCACCAGCUGUUGCCACCGUUGCUCAUGCUGCUCCAGCUGUGGCGUACGCCGCUCCGGCUGUCACCAGUGUUUAUCGCUCUGCUCCAGUCGUGGCUGCCGCACCAGCUGUUGCCACCGUGGCCCAUGCUGCUCCAGCUGUUGCGUAUGCUGCUCCAGCUGUGUCGUAUGCUGCCCCUGCUGUAACCAGCGUUUACCGCUCGGCUCCAGUCGUGGCCCACGCCGCUCCUGCCAUUUCCUACGCCGGUCCAACCUAUGCUAGCGUCUACCGCUCUGCUCCAGCCGUGGCGUACGCGGCUCCGGCUGUAACCAGCGUUUACCGUUCUGCUCCUGUCGUCGCCGCCGCUCCAGCUGUUGCGACCGUUGCCCAUGCCGCUCCAGCCGUGGCGUACGCUGCUCCAGCUGUCUCCAGUGUUUACCGCACUGCUCACGUUGUGGCUGCCGCGCCGGCGGUCGCCACCGUGCAGGCCGUCCAUGCGGCUCCCGCCGUGGCCGUGCACCACGCUCCGGCUGUUGCCACUGUUCAUCAUGCCCCAGCUUUUGCAACUGUCACCCACCACGCCGUCCCAGCUUACGGCUACGGAGUAAGCAGCCUCGGCUACGGUGCCGGUCACUACGGAUAUGGCCACGGCCUUCUUGGCUAUGGCCUGAACUACGGCUAUGGUCUCGGCACUCCCCUCCACUACAGCGCUCUUCUCCGCAGGAAGAAGUAAACAAGAUAUGUAAGUCCAACUUCAUGACGCAGCCUACCGUGCAAAGAAUUUCAGCACGAGAUGCAAGUUUUGCUCAUGAACAAAUAAAACUGUUUCCCUGCAGUCCUAUUGAAAAA